Rhineura floridana is the source of this 6691-nucleotide messenger RNA. RefSeq names its product guanine deaminase (gene GDA). Gene Ontology annotation, molecular function: zinc ion binding; guanine deaminase activity. The record is from RefSeq and is a predicted model, not a curated record. NCBI's taxonomy places the organism in Eukaryota, Metazoa, Chordata, Lepidosauria, Squamata, Rhineuridae. Gene Ontology annotation, biological process: guanine catabolic process. Bases 380 to 1732 code for a protein of 450 amino acids. The transcript has 14 exons. Gene Ontology annotation, cellular component: cytosol.
GCGGAGAUGGCGCCUGAGCUUUCCCUUUCCGAUCAAAGGCUAAGCUAGUGGACACUUUGCAGAGUUACAGGCUCCACUGGGCGAGAGGAGGACGACGACGACGACGACGAGGGUGGCGAGCAUGCCAGUGUGCGUUGUAACCACACCCCAAAGGGGGAAAGUCUUCGAGUGGGGGAGGAGAGAUGGUGACAGGUGCUGUGGAAGCUGCUCUUGGCACCGAAGGAGGACGGACUCCUGAGAGCGGGAGCAACAGCAGCCGCAGCCGCUGACUCCAGGGUGGGCAGCCAGCUGCACGGCCAGGGAGGCCGGAACCGGCAGCAGCAGGCGCCUGUGGUGACCCUCUCCCGCUUUGCCCCGUCCAGUCCCAGUGGCGCGCGCAAUGGGCUCCCCUCAGGCUUCGCUGCUCGCGCACCUCUUCAAAGGGACCUUUGCGCACUCCACCUGCUCCUCGCCUAUGGACAUUCUUCAAGGCCACCUGUUGGGGGUCGAGGAGAGCGGGAAGAUUGCAUUUUUGGAACCAGUUGAUGAACAGGAGAAACUGGCAAAGAAGUGGGGAUUCAAAGCAUCUGACAUUCGCGAGCUCAGUAAUAACGAAUUCUUCAUGCCAGGUUUGGUUGAUGCACACAUCCAUGCUCCGCAGUAUUCUUUUGCAGGAACCCGAGUAGAUCUGCCUCUUUUGCAGUGGUUAAAGACAUAUACUUUCCCAGCAGAGGCCAGAUUCAAAGAUAUUGAUUUUGCUGAAGAGGUAUACACUAGAGCUGUGAGGCGAACACUUAAGAAUGGCACCACUACAGCCUGCUACUUUGCAACAAUUCACACAGAUGCUUCUUUGCUUCUUGCUGAUAUUAUAGAUAAAUUUGGGCAGAGGGCAUUUGUAGGUAAAGUUUGCAUGGAUAUCAGUGAGAGUUUUCCAGAAUACAAGGAGACCACCACUGAAUCUCUCAAGGAGACUGAAAGGUUUGUUAGAGGAAUACUGGAGAAGAAAUAUCCAAGAGUACAUCCCAUAGUAACACCCCGCUUUGGACCAUCCUGCACAGAGGAAUUGCUUAGUAGCCUUGGUAACCUGGCAAAGGUUCAUGACAUUCAUGUGCAGAGUCACAUAAGUGAGAGUGAAGGGGAAAUCAAACUUGUAGAAAAAAUGUUUCCUACUUAUCAAAACUAUACAGAGUUAUAUGAUAAAAAUAACCUUCUUACAAACAAGACCAUAAUGGCUCAUGGCUGCUAUCUUUCUGAUGAAGAGCUGAAAGUUUUUAAUCUUAAAGGAGCUGCCAUUGCACAUUGCCCUAAUUCAAACAUAUCAUUGUCUAGUGGCCUUUUAAACGUAAAAAAGAUUCAGAAGCACAAUGUGAAGCUUGGCCUCGGCACAGAUGUUGCUGGUGGCUAUUCAGCUUCUAUGCUAGAUGCUAUCAGAAAAGCAAUUAUGGUAUCUAAGGUCCUUCACAAUAAUAAAGAGAAUGAAACUGCCUUAUCUCUGAAGGAAGUUUUCCGACUAGCAACUCUUGGAGGGAGCCAAGCCCUAAGACUAGAUACUGUGAUUGGAAACUUUGAGGUUGGCAAAGAAUUCGAUGCACUGCUUAUCAACACCAAAGCUUCAGACAGUCCUUUUGAUUUGUUUGCUUCUGAUACCUUUGAGGAUAUUAUUCAGAAAUUCCUGUAUCUGGGUGAUGACAGGAAUAUUGAAGAAGUUUAUGUGGCUGGCAAACUGGUGGUGCCAUUUUCAAGCUCUGUAUAAAAAUAGAUCCCCCUGCUGCAAAAUGCUGUGCUGGUAACUCUGUAGCUUGGAAGAAGUGGGUGAAAAUGCGGUGCCUUGUUGUGAUGCCGUGCUCACUCUGUCUAGUAUGUUUCUUAUUUGCACAAAAGAAACCAAGUACUCAUCAGAUACAAAAAAAUAUGAUGCUAACAAUGUAUACCACUUGUAUAAGAGACAAAGGUCUAAAGUAAAAGCAAACUUGACUAUGGAAUGAACUCUGACAUAAAGAAGAAUCUAUAGAUGCAGUCAUAGCAGGCAUUUCCCUUGAGGUAAAUUAGAGUACUAAUUCUAAAUAUCCCAUGAAAUUUUAGGAAAAUUAUUCAUAAUUAUACUGAGAGUUUUAGGCACUGACUGAAAGCCAAAGCACUUUGGUACUGGUUUGUGUGAGUGUGAGAGUAUUGGUGAUCCCCCCCCCGGCUCCCAAAAUAAAAUCUGAAUCCUCAUGGACAUGCUACUGCAGAGGGCUCCCCAACAUUCAAGUGUCACACUUCAGGGGCACAAUGUGCUGCGCAUUGGAGGGGUGUGGAAAAGUUCUGGUAUGCAAGCUUAACACUGGACCUUUUGGAUGCUGGUCACUGUUUAUAAAUAUUUUUUGAGCAAAGAAAAAUAAAAUUCUUAAACCAAACCUAAACCCAUUGGUUUCACCCCAAUGACAAUAAACGUUACUCAGGAAUUAUUUGGGAGGUAGAAAAUUGAGCACAGAUAAAGUUUUAUCCCAAUUUGUUUUACCAUCUGUUGUAGUUUUUUUUGCUGUUGUUGCAUUUUUCAUUCUUCCCCUAAAAGCACUUUUACUGAAGGCUCCAAGGCCUGCAGAAAAAUCAUAUUCUGCUGAUUAUUUCCUUCUAGGAAAUUAUUAGAUACUUGUGAAUGUAAGCAUUGUCUUAGACAUUUGCACCAGAGCAGAUGGGCACACAUACAUACACACACACAGCCUCAAUUUCCAGAUUGUUUCAGACAUCACUACAUGCCUAAUUCUAGGUUAACACCAAAGCUGGCCUUAACAUUAGACAGGAUAAGGCAGCUGGCCUGCAGUAACAACCUUUGCUGUAAUACAAAAAGACAGCAAACGGUCAAUUGUUUAGUUUAUUUAGUAUGGUUUUACCCCAUGGAUCUUAUGCCUCAGGAACCAAAAUGUCCUGGGAUGCUUCUGUAAUAAAUGGUGUGAAUACACACUCAUAGACUGGGACAGGUUUAACAGGCUCUUGCUAGAGAAGCUAUUGUGAAUAACUAUACAGUUGCUUCAGCAAUAGUACCCUCAGGUUGGUUACUUAAAAAAGGAAACAAAAGAAUGUCACUUAUUAACUGAGAGGUCAUUGCAUUAAAUGCAACAGAAGAUUUAUGUAAUUUCAAGUUGAUAAUGGGGACAUUGAACUUGUCAGGGAUUAUCAAUACCUUGGCACAGUCAUUAACCAAAAGGGAGACAAUAGUCAAGAAAUCAGAAGGCUAGAACUGGGGAGGGCAGCUAUGAGAGAAUUAGAAAAGGUCCUCAAAUGCAAAGAUAUAUCACUGAACACCAAAGUCAGGAUCAUUCAGACCAUGGUAUUCCUGAUCUCUAUGUAUGGAUGUGAAAGUUGGACAGUGAAAAAAGUGGAUAAGAGCAAAAUCAACUCAGUUGAAAUGUGGUGUUGGAGGAGAGCUUAGCAGAUACCAUGAACCCUGAAAAAGACAAAUAAUUGGGUGUUAGAACAAAUUAAACCAGAACUGUCACUAGAAGCUAAAAUGAUGAAACUGAGGUGAUCAUACUUUGGACACACAAUGAGAAGACAUGAUUCACUAGAAAAGACAAUAAUGCGGGAAAAACAGAAGGGAGUAGAAAAAGAGGAAGACCAAACAAGAGAUGGAUUGAUUCCACAAAGGAAGCCACAGACCUGAACUUAUAAGAUCUGAACAGGGUGGUUCACAACAGAUGCUACUGGAUGUUGCUGAUUCAUAGGGUUGCCAUAAUUCGUAACCACCUGAAGGCACAUAAUACACUCACACACUGCAUUAUAAAACUGCAUUACAAAUAACCUGAAUAAGGUUUUAAGGGCCAAAUUAGAUGUUGUACCACCCUCUUUAACUCUUUUGACACCUUUCAUUUCCUGAGUCCAAAUCACACACCUCAGUGCUUUUUCUUCUAAGGAGGUUUAAAUGCAUUUAAACCCACACAGUGUUCAUGUGUGUGUGUGUGUGUGUGUGAGAGAGAGAGAGAUUUGGAGCUUUCAAAGAACAGGUGCAAAGGGAGUUAACCCUGUGGCUUCUCUGAUUCUGAUCACCUCUCUAGAAGCAGCUUUUUCAUUUUCAAGGGUGUUGGGGAAAUGUUAUAUCUAAUGCUGUAUGAACAAUAUUUUAGGUAAUAGUUAAGCUAUGAAUUAAUUGAUUCAAGUUGUACUUGACAAUCUAGCUCUUUGUGAAGAGAGGAUCAAAUUUCAUUUGAUAGCAAGAGAAGGAGAUUCACCUCAUCCAUGUAGAACUGUGAGCACAUAGUUUGGGGGCCAAUGUAUUUAUUAUAGUAUUAGAAGUACAAACCUCCAUUAACAGCAUAUUUUAUGCUGUUUGUUCAACAACCAAUGUGGACAACAUAUUCUUAAAGUGAGAGUGUUUAGAUAUAAGAUAUUUUGUGAUAGACUUUGCAGUUGUGAUCUGCACAAAGGUUUUAAAGCAGUACUACUUGCAAACCUUAAACACUUUACAGCAAAAGUAAAGUACCUAUCCAAAUGCAAUAGAAAGAAGCAUGAUCUUUUACCAGAGUCGCACACACUGAUCAAAACAAGAACUGUUCUGUCUUUCAGUCAGAUGGUGGCUGGAUGUCAAUCGCCUGGCUUAUGGAAAUAAAUUGUGUGAGGAAUCUUUUCUUUCUCAUGGAUAGGUGCUCCCUAGAAUUUUAAAAUUCAUAAUCUUUGGGAAUGAGUGUAUGAUCAGGUGAAAUGAAUCAGGAAUUAUAGGAGCUCAUUUAGGAGGGAACGGUCUCCCUUUCUCAGUUUUGGAGGGAGAAGUGUCUCUUGCUGCCUUCUCCUUCAUUUGUAUCUCUUCUUACUAACCUAGAGAGUACAGUUAAUUGAAAAGGUAAUUGCUGGCAUGGCAUAGUGGAGCAGGACACCAGCAAUGAGAUGAAAGCUCCUAAUUCAAAGGUCAUCUCAGCCACUGGGUGGUUUUAGGCAAGAAUCUGUCUCUUAGCCUUAAUCCCCUCUCUGUAAUAUGGGGAUAAUGAUCUAGCUGUUUUAUUGUGAUAAUGUAUGUGAAGUACUUGGAAAAGGACUGUAUAAAUGCUAAUGAUUUAUUGUGCUGCACCCACAGGCUGGCAUGUGCAAACAUACCAGGCUUGGAUAGGACACCUUUGGAAGGAUGUGUGUCUUCUGUUGAUUUUUACCAGGUUUUCACAGUUUUUGUAGAACAUUUUUAGGAUUAAUACUUUUGUGCAAUGUUGACUCUAAGAGAUUCUCAGUAAAAAAAUAUGAUGUCCUCAGUAUUGUUCAUCGAUGCAUAGGCAAAGCAGAAACCCCUGUCAUAUGUAGACACACAAAAAAGCUUCGGCUGAACCCAAGGUGUAACAAAGGGAGUUGCCCUGACUUAGCCAAGACUGCCCCACUGCAUCACAAAUGGGGAACAAAACCUUAGGAAAAGUAUUUUUGGAGAAGUCUCCCAUUCUUCAGCACUUUCCUUUUAUGAAAGUUUGAUACUAAAAUGUCUCUCCUUCCCCUCCACCCCCAUAUGGUCUGUGUGUCAGCAUGCAGUUUAGACAAAGAAAAAGAAAGUAGAUUAUGGAAAUAAUAUAACUUAUUAUGGGGGAAAUUUAAAUGUGCACUUUGUGGGAAACACUUUUUAUUACAAAUGGAGUUGAUUUAAAUGUAGAAAUCUGUCUUUAUCUUACUGUGCCAUUCGUUAACCUUCUGUUUGAAGACUUUAAUGAAACUGAAUAUAGCCUGUGCUUUGUGCAGUUAUUUGAAUGAUUCCCAUGUGACAAGAAGAGUUCUGCACUUUAUAAUGUUGCCUUGGCGUAGUGUCCAUGUUCUGUAAUAUUUGCAAGCAGAUGCUUAAUGAACCCAGGAGAAAGACUGCACUUUAUUUUCUUAUAUUGAAUGCUGUUCCCAAUGCACUGUGCCUGUACAUUUUUGCAGUAACAGAGAAGAAAGCAAAAAUUUAAGUGCUCCACCUUGUCAGUUUAUACCAAAAAUGUAGGGGUCCUGCUUGUAAAAAAUAAUCAGAACCCUCAAUAGAAAUAAAAGGGGUUGGUGUGAUGACCUAAACUCAUCAUCAUUGUACUUUCUGAAUGAAGACCACAAUGUCCAGAUAUGCACCAAGAGCUCAGCAUAUGCAACACGGAGAAUUGGGAGGCUAUGGCUAUUUUCACACUAGCGCUGACAUGACUGGAAUAAGAGUACGUUCUUUCUCUUUUCUUUUCUCUGGUUUCCACUAGGGCGGAAGAUCACUUAACCAGUAUUAAACCAGCUUGCCCAAUUUUUUCCUAUCACUAGAGUAUUUUGCCUAGCCUUGAGACUAAUGAAAGAAAACAAGACAAACACAAGAUUACUUUAAGUCUGUAUGUAUUUAAAUGAAAUCCUAUAUCAACACAUCAGUUUUAUUCCCACCACUCAAAGAUUUGGCCAGCCAUUGGGAAGUUAACAUUGCUGGCUACGAUAUAGACUACCAGUUUAGAUGGUAUAGAUUAGAAUAUGGGGAGAGGAGCACUUAGCCCAUCUCAUCAACAUGCAAGAGCAAUCAUGGAACAGUGCUGGUGUGAACAGUGCUCUAACCGCAUUUUGCAGAAGUGUAAAGCUGUUUUUUGAAGGACACAUCUUGAAAUAUUCUUGCCAGAUCUUUACUUUCUUUCGAUUCCAUUGUUUUGGAGUGGGAAAAGCAUCUGGAAUAGUUGUUGUUAUUCUGUGUUCUGGCUGCUUUAUUGUCAGUUAUGCUAAAAAGAGCUGAUGUAACAAAUAAAGAGGCCAUGUUUACAUGACUUAG